GCGCGCGCGGGCCGGAAGUGCCUCCCGGUGGCGAUGCGGGGCUGCGUGCUGGGCCGGCGGCUGCUCGCCUGCGCGGGGGCCGCCCUGCCCGGCACGGCCGCCCGCAGAGGUUUUGCUGCCACAGCCUUUAUGAAGUCGUACGAUGUAAGAAGAGUUGAAAUAACCCCCCUAGAGCAAAGGAAGCUAACUUUCGAUACGCAUGCUUUAGUGCGGGAUCUGGAAGCACGUGGCUUUGGGAAAGAACAAGCAGAGACCAUUGUAUCGGCAUUAAUAACUUUGUCAAAUGUGAGCCUGGACACAGUGUAUAAGGAUAUGGUGACCCAAGCUCAGCAGGAAAUAACUCUGCAGCAGAUAAUGGCACAUCUGGACUCCAUUCGGAAAGAUAUGGUCAUCCUUGAGAAAAGUGAAUUUGCGAACCUGAGAGCAGAGAAUGAGAAAAUGAAAAUUGAAUUGGAUCAAGUUAAACAGCAGCUAAUGAAUGAAACGGGUAAAAUCAGAGCUGACAACAAACUGGACGUAAACCUGGAAAGGAGCAGAGUGACAGACAUGUUUACAGAUCAGGAGAAGAAGCUCAUGGAAGCAACUACAGAGUUUCACAAAAAAGAUUCAAGAACCAACAGUGUUAUUGCAGAAAUCAGCAACAAAAUUGAUACUGAAAUAGCCUCCUUGAAAACACUGAUGGAAUCGAAUAAGUUGGGCACGAUACGCUAUUUGGCAGCUUCUGUUUUCGCUUGCCUGGCAAUAGCACUGGGAUUCUACAGGUUCUGGAAAUGAAGCUACUGGAACUACGACACCAUGGAACAAAGAACGGGCCUCCUCGAUCUAUCAGGCAACAUCUGUUAGGACCUUGUGUUUGCUAUUGCUGUUGUUUGGCACCUUCGUUUUGAUGAUGAUUCUUAGUGAGCGCUAGGAAAUGUUUUCGUAAUGCAUAACACUCACAGGCAAAAUAGGGUCAGUAAUAGAAUAUAUGGAAAACUUUCUCUGGCUCUAGGUGGCCUUCUUUAAAAGACCUCACAUAUUAAAUGAGAAAUUGGGGGAGGGUGUUGCUACACUAACCAAAAUCCAUGUCCCAGAUUAAUUUUGCAAAGGCCCUGCUCUCACGGGCUUUUUUCCUCUAUUUGAGCAAAAGUGUUUACCUGCUGGAAACUGCAGUCCAGUGGAGGAAGAUGCAAGGGAUGAAAAUAGACCCAAGCAGAUGCUGCUGUGUGAGACUUCCUGUGGCUCAAAGUACAGGGAACGGAUGUUACCCUUCAGCUGCAAACUUACCCUACCCUAAAUCAGAAAAAUGUUAGGCCUUUUCAAAAGGACCCUUUCCCUUCAGGCUAAGACAUAAGGGCCAAAAUGUUCCAUCCCACCCCCCUCUUCCCCUUCUUGGCUCCCUCUUUCCUCCUCACCCACAAAACCUAGAAGUAAAGACUCAUGCUUUCUAAGGGGAAAUAGCACCAUUUUCGGUGGCUGUGUAUAAUCCUGGGACAAGGCAAAGGGGAACUUGGACUCUUCUCUGUUGCUGGAAAACUCCUAUACAGUCUGUAUAGCCUUUGUCUGAGAGUAGACUCCAGGCUGGAAUGAUACAUUACUUCCAUGAGACUUCCAGUGUUCCCUUUCUUGCCUCCAGAGUCCAAUCCCUCUAAACCAAACUUUGACCAUGGCCUCAACUCUCUGCCCUGCUCACGAAAUACUAGUGCUGAGAUAUAUAACAGGAUGUAGUAAUAUCAUCCAAAAUGAAAGCAGCCAAUUUGUUGUUGUUGACUUUUAUAGAUGAUUUUUUUUUUGGCCGCAGUGGUGCCAAUGCUCAGUUCAUCUUUGCAGGUAAUGGUAUUGCUGUAGUAAUGGAGUAUCCCCUGCAUGGGGGAGAGAAUUGCUCUACAAAAUACCUAAAGUGGCAUUUUCAGGUUAUUCCAGGUUUAUCUUGUUUACAAAUGGGAUGUGUUGGUAUUUUGUGAAUUGUGUAUUUCAUGCACGAAAUUCUACGUAAAAUUCUCCUGCAACAGAAUUGUUACAGCUGCAACCUGAGCUGUGAUUAAAAGAAACCAACCUGGAAAACUGCGACAACAUGUUUUAUGGUAGGCGGUAGUGUUAGUCUCCUGAGAGCUGCCCACUGUGGGUGGUGGUGGUAUGUGCUGUCUCAGAUGAUGACUAUUCCAUGCCUAAUUUUGAUAGGUACAGCUGUGUUAUAAGCAAACGUUGUACAGAGUUACUCAAGGCCACAAUAAACACCAUAUUUAUAGCAUUCA
This is a messenger RNA of Alligator mississippiensis (American alligator), 2234 nucleotides long. RefSeq names its product coiled-coil domain containing 90B (gene CCDC90B). The record is from RefSeq and is a predicted model, not a curated record. The transcript has 9 exons. Gene Ontology annotation, cellular component: mitochondrion. NCBI's taxonomy places the organism in Eukaryota, Metazoa, Chordata, Crocodylia, Alligatoridae. The coding region runs from base 34 to 774 and encodes 246 amino acids.